AUGGAAGGUUUGAAGAAAGAAUUUACCAAUGUUAUUUCGCAGGUGGACGCUCACGACGAUAUUCUGCAAAAUUUUAGAAUCGCAUGUGAAACACCAAAUAUGUCAACAAUAAGUGAGAAAACGCUCAUUAGCAGAAGGCCGCCUAUUCUGCAAGCUCAACGGAAAAAUCAACCAUUGGUCGAAAUUACGAAGUAUGUGCGAUCAUCAGGCUCUCCAAACGACGAUGUGGAAGGAGAUAAUCAUCCAGCUAAACAGCUUGCCAAUUAUAAAUUAUACAAUAGUUAUACUUUCUUUGGUACUAUUCACAUCAAGACAUCAGCAACAAUGUUAACUGUAUUUUACAUACUUUCAUUAGCUGUUGCUGAUUUUAUUGUUAUAAGUGAGAUUGAUUCAUCUUCUGCCACACAUGCAACUGCCGCAAGUGCAACAAUACUGUUUGCAAUACUGUUGGCACAGUAUGGAAUGUGGAAAGAGUCGUCAUUAUGCUUGUUGCCAUUGAUGAUUAUUCAGAUACUGUUAGGCAUAAUGAUGGUGUUAGCAUUCGCUUUUUCGAAUCUUAUUGAAUUUCAUUGUUUUCUUAUCGAUGCAUGCCCAAGCGGCCGUUUUUUUAUAUUUGCGAUGGGAAGUGCUAUCUUUUGCGUAACACAUUAUUACUGUGUUAUAAUCAUAUGGCUCUGUUGGAAAUAUUUUCACUAUUUAGGAAAAAAAACAGAAUUAGAGCAAAUAUGGCGUGUCGAAAGAAUCGAUGAUGAAAUUGAUGAAAAUGUUUUGAUCAAUAAUAUACCACUCAAUGCUAAUUAA
Messenger RNA from Acanthocheilonema viteae, 801 nucleotides. NCBI's taxonomy places the organism in Eukaryota, Metazoa, Nematoda, Chromadorea, Rhabditida, Onchocercidae. The record is from the annotation of a GenBank genome assembly.